Messenger RNA from Paramisgurnus dabryanus, 7689 nucleotides. RefSeq lists its product as uncharacterized. Gene Ontology annotation, cellular component: plasma membrane. The record is from RefSeq and is a predicted model, not a curated record. Gene Ontology annotation, molecular function: protein binding. Lineage: Eukaryota; Metazoa; Chordata; Actinopteri; Cypriniformes; Cobitidae.
AUUCUUAAUAAAUGAUUUAAUAAGACUUUGGUAACUAUCGAUUACCAAAUCAAUAAUUUACAUUCAAGUAAAAAAGUGAGAUAGAAUUGCAUUUUAAAGAAAGUGCUUGUUGGUUGCAAUUUCUUAUCUCUUUAAACAGAAAACGAACUUUCCACACCCUUACAGAAGCCUUACAGCCUCACAGUAAAGACCUGGACAGAGUCAUUUGUAGAUAAGAGUUGCAAACUGUGUUCUUUAUAUUUUCUUUUGAGAUCAGCGCUUUGAAUGGUCGUAAUAAAAACAUGAGCAGCAGGUAUAUGCCUUUAAGAAGUGCACUGGUAUUCGUCUGCAUACUUGUGCAACUGCACUGGAGCCAUGAACAGGGCUGUGAAAAGAGUGAAGACUGCAAAAACAAAGAUGUGUAUGACAAAACUGUGACAGCAAUACCAGAAAAGCUGAAGGAUGGAGCUGAGGAAGUAUAUUUUGUAGGCAGUCAGAUUAAAACCAUACCAAAAGGGGCUUUUUCUAACAACACUCAAUUCAAAAAAAUUGAAUUUUUAGGAACCUCAACUCAGUCUGUAGAGAUAGGAGCCUUUGAGGGUUUACCUAAUAUCACGGCCAUCGAGAUAUCUGGCACCGAAGUGACAACAUUACCUGUGGGUGUUUUUAAAGAUCUCAUCAACCUUACAAAACUUACUUUGAAAAGUAACAAAAUCCAGAGCCUUGAAAAAGGGAUAUUUGAUGAUUUAAAAAAACUUAAAAACAUCUUUCUAAAUAUGAAUGAAAUCACAGCCAUUGAGGAGGGGGUAUUCGAUAAUUUGGAGAAUCUCCAAAUGCUUCAUCUUGGAAAGAACAACAUUAGCUCUGUAUCAACAUCUCUCUUUUCAAAACUUAAGAACCUGCAGAUUUUCAGGAUUUAUGAGAACCAACUGACUGCUAUUCCUGAUGGGAUUUUUGAUAAUUUUCCUAAUGUGAAAGAAAUUGGUUUGAAUGGCAACAAAAUCUCGUCUUUACAACCAAAUUUGUUUCCACACAAAAGUAAAUUAUCAACCCUAACUUUGGACAGUAAUCUUUUAUCCGAACUACCAGAAAAUCUUUUUGUUGGUUUCCCUGCACUAAAGACUCUAACUCUGCAUAAUAAUCAACUCACCAGCCUCCCCAAUGUUCUCUUCGGAGAAAUGCCGAAACUAACAGAUCUGAACCUUAGCAAGAAUAAUCUUUCUUAUAUUCCAACUGCAGUUUUCAGCCCACUGAAGAGGGUGAGAAAGUUAGAUCUCUCCUCAAACCAGUUUUUGGGUUUAUCUGGAGAAUUUUUUGAAGGUCUCGAAAAACUGUCUGAACUUAAUCUUCGAAACAACUUCAUACAAUCAUUAAAAGCAGAGGAUUUUGAGAAAAUUCGGUCUCUUACUAACCUCAAACUAGAAAAUAACAAUCUACGAAUCCUUCCUGGAGAUGUUUUUCAAAAUCUUCCAAAACUCAGUAGUGUUUACCUGAACAAUAACCCAUGGCAAUGUGACUGUGACCUGUUGCCUUUCUUUGAAUGGAUGAUAGACAAUAAAGAAAAGAUCAAGUCGAGAUCUCCAGAACUUUGUGAGUCACCUAUAGAUAUGCAAAAUCUACCUAUCUUGGAUUUAAAAGAAGAACAAUUGAUAUGUCGCGCAACAACCCAAUACGUUACCACUACCAUGACCACCACCACAUUGCCUACCACAACUUUAUUGACAACAACAUUAACAACAGUUGCACCUACUACAACAACUUUAACAACAGUUGCACCUACUACAACAACUUUAACAACAGCUCCUCCUACUACAACAACAUUAACAACAGCUCCACCUACGACAACAACAUUGACAACAGUUGCACCUACUACAACAACUUUAACAACAGCUCCACCUACGACAACAACAUUAACAACAGCUCCACCUACGACAACAACAUUGACAACAGUUGCACCUACUACAACAAGUUUAACAACAGUUGCACCUACUACAACAACUUUAACAACAGCUUCACCUACAACAACUACAUUAACAACAACAGCACCUACAACAACUAUACCACCAACCGUUCCGAUAACCGCACCAACUACUCAACUCACAACUUCACUUCCUACCACCGUCGCUACAACGAAAUCUCCAACCACUACGUCAGCCCCCACAACUGCAUUAACAACCACAAUACAACCUACAACCACCACCAUUGUCACCACCACAUCAACAACCACCACCACGAUGCAGCCUACAACUACAUCUCUGAUGACAACAAUCGCUACGACUUUUUCAACUACAUUGAACCUCACCACCACAACACCUUUUCCCACCACAUGUAGCAGUUUCAUCUACCUUGACUCCCAUCAACAAUCUUUUUCAAGAGCUACACCUACCCACAGGUUCUCAUCAUGCAAGGCUCUUCUGAUAUAUUACUCGACAAUGCUGAUAAUAGAAAUCUGCUGUACGGUGGUGCUGGCUAAGUAUACAUAUUCACUAUACUGCUCUCUCCAGAACAGAGAGAGACUCUACAACCAGGUAAAACUGACCCAUUUCUCCUAUACUAAGUCCAUAACACUCAGACCUGUGGAUGAGGCAGAGACUGUAGCUCUGUUUAAUGAUAUUUCUCUCUUUGAACAGAAAACAAACUUUCCAAACCCUUACAGAAGCCUUGCAGCCUCACAAAGACACGGACAGAGUUUAGAUAAGAGAAGCAAGCUGCGUUCCUUAUAUAGCACUUUGAGUGGUCUUACUAAAAACAUGAGCAGCAGGUAUAUGCCUUUAAGAAGUGCACUGGUAUUCGUCUGCAUACUUGUGCAUCUGCACUGGAGCCAUGAACAGGGCUGUGAAAAGAGUGAAGACUGCAAAAACAAAGAUGUGUAUGACAAAACUGUGACAGCAAUACCAGAAAAGCUGAAGGAUGGAGCUGAUGAAGUAUAUUUUGUAGGCAGUCAGAUUAAUACCAUACCAAAAGGGGCUUUUUCUAAAAGCCCUCAAUUUAAAAAAAUUGAGUUUUUAGGAACCUCAACUCAGUCUGUAGAGAUAGGAGCCUUUGAGGGUUUACCUGAUAUCACGUCCAUCGAGAUAUCUGGCACUGAAGUGACAACAUUACCUGUGGGUGUUUUUAAAGAUCUCAUCAACCUUACAAAACUUACUUUGAAAAGUAACAAAAUCCAGAGCCUUGAAAAAGGGUUAUUUGACGAUUUAAAAAAACUUGAACAAUUGGGUCUACGUAUGAAUGACAUCACAUCCAUUGAGGAGGGGGUAUUCAAUAAUUUGGAGAAUCUCCAAAUGCUUCAUCUCGGAAAGAACAACCUUAGCUCUGUAUCAACAUCUCUCUUUUCAAAACUUAAGAACCUGCAGAUUUUCAGGAUUUAUGAGAACCAGCUGACUGCUAUUCCUGAUGCGAUUUUUGAUAACUUUCCCAAUGUGAAAGAAAUUGGUUUGUAUGGCAACAAAAUCUCAUCUAUACAACCAAAUUUGUUUCCACACAAAAGUAAACUAUCAAUCCUAACUUUGGACAGUAAUCUUUUAUCCGAACUACCAGAAAAUCUUUUUGUUGGUUUUCCUGCACUAAAGACUCUAACUCUGCAUAACAAUCAACUCACCAGCCUCCCCAAUGUUCUCUUCGGAGAAAUGCCGAAACUAACAGAUCUGAACCUUAGCAAGAAUAAUCUUUCUUAUAUACCAACCGGAGUUUUCAGCCCACUGAAGAGGGUGAGAAAGUUAGAUCUCUCCUCAAACCAGUUUUUGAGUUUAUCUGGAGAAUCUUUUGAAGGCCUCGAGAAACUGUCUGAACUUAAUCUUCGAAACAACUUCAUACAAUCAUUAAAAGCUGAGGAUUUUGAGAAAAUUCAGUCUCUUACUAACCUCAAACUAGAAAAUAACAAUCUACGAAUCCUUCCUGGAGAUGUUUUUCAAAAUCUUCCAAAACUCAGUAGUGUUUACCUGAACAAUAACCCAUGGCAAUGUGACUGUGACCUGUUGCCUUUCUUUGAAUGGAUGAUAGACAAUAAAGGAAAGAUCAAGUCGAGAUCUCCAGAACUUUGUGAGUCCCCUAUAGAAAUGCAAAAUCUACCUAUUUUGGACUUAGAAGAAGAACAAUUGAUAUGUCGAACAACAACCCAAUAUGUUACCACUACCAUGACUACCACCGCAUUGCCAACAACUUUAUUGACAACAACAUUAACAACAAUUGCACCUACUACAACAACUUUAACAACAGCUCCACCUACUACAACAACAUUAACAACAGCUCCUCCUACUACAACAACAUUAACAACAGCUCCACCUACGACAACAACAUUAAAAACAGCUCCACCUACUACAACAACAUUAACAACAGCUCCUACUACUACAACAACAUUAACAACAGCUCCACCUACUACAACAACUUUAACAACAGCUCUUCCUACUACAACAACAUUAACAACAGUUCCACUUACUAAAACAACUUUAACAACAGCUCCACCUACAACAACAACAUUAACAACAGCUUCACCUAUGACAACACCAUUAACAACAGUUGCACCUACUACAACAACUUUAACAACAGCUCCUCCUACUACAACAACUUUAACAACAGCUCCUCCUACUACAACAACAUUAACAACAGUUGCACCUACAACAACUACACCAACAACCAUUCCGAUAACCACGGCAACACCACAGACCACCACAGUCAUAAUCACCGCACCAACUACUCAACUCACAACUUCACUGCCUACCACUGUCGCUACAACGAAAUCUCCAACCACUAUGUCAGCCACCACAACUACAUUAACAACCACAAUAAAACCGACACAACGGUUCUCAUUAUGCAAGACUCUUUUGAUAUAUAACUUAACAAUGCUCAUGAUUUUAAUCUGCUGUACGGUGGUGCUGGCUAAAUAUACAUAUUCACUAUACUGCUCUCACCAGAACAGAGCCAUACUCUACAACCAGGUAAAACUGACCCAUUUCUCCUAUACUAAGUCUAUAAUACUAGUGGAUGUUGAUGAGGCGGAGACUGUAGCUCUAUAAGAAGUUUUUUUUAAAGACUACAAGAAGUUAACUGCUGUCUCUGAUAAGAAUGCACUUUUUGACUUGAUGAGGAUUCCACAGGACGAUAAUCUGGACUACAGAAAUGCUUUUAACCAAUGCAUGAACUGUUAAACUUUGCAUAUUAGUUUUAACACUCCCAGUUGCACUUACUGUCCUUAUUCUGAAGUCUUCAUCUACUAUAUGGUCAGUAGCAGUGGCGGCUGGUGUCUGCUCUUCUGAGGGGCGCAAAUUCAAAAUAUGUGUUUGUUGCGUCAUGUGAACCAUGCGCAUCGCGUGUUUUGUCAAAAUAAUUGCCUGCUGCACAUGCGUCAAAACCGUUUAUGAUAAAAGAGACGCUCACGUUCACAAAAUACACGCAAGACACUCACUUAACAGUACACUAAGGGGUUUUCACACUGCGCUUAACCCUGGGUUAUCUUCAUUCUAAACCCCGCUUUUAACCCAGGGUUAUGAAACCCCGCAUUGUGGUGCCAAACGCAUGCAGUGUGAAACAAAGCAGGGUUAGAAUGUUAUGACCCUAAUUAAACACAGCUGAAGUAGCUAAUCAAGGCUUGAUAAUUACAGACAGGUGUGUUGAAACUGGGUUGGAGACACGUGAUGCACAUAUGUUCACUUGACGCACAGAACAUAUAUUUUGAAAUUACGAACCACACACAUGACGGGCUACAUACCUGUUGUGACAAACUUCACAUCAUACGCCCUUGAAAAAAGUAGUCACCGGCUAUGAUCCCCUAUGAUUACGAUGAGACAGUGAACCACUUUUAGUGCUAUUUAGCACUGUUUGUCCCUUUUCUGGGAAACAGCUAUGUUAUACAGCAAUAUAAUAUGUUUCAAAACUCUUGUGUCAGUUACUGAAGCUAAAGACAACUGUGGCCAGGGGCGUAGCAUAAGGUCCCAGGCCCUAUGAAUAGGCAUUCCUGAUAUUCAAACAGUUUUGCACUAUAGAUUUUGUGUUCUAGUUUUAAGUUUGUGCUCACCUUUCUUUGAAAAGUCAGUCACAAAUCGUUUCCCCUCGUUUAGUUUUUCCUUCUCCUGUCUUUCCUUUCUUUUUUGGUGGCCUGAUUUAGCUUUGUUUGAGAAAGACAAUUCAACCGCACCGCAGAAGUUUGCGCUCCACCAGACGAUUAACUAAUAUAAACAACAUACGCGUGCAGUUGAACUAAACCAAUUGGCACGUUAGCAAGGGGUGGGACCGUGAAACUUUAGAUAGUUUUUACUUAUACAAAAUGUGACUUAUACAAGUCAGUCAAACAAUUAUUCAGCCAAUACACUAACUUUACAUUUCAUCUUACAUUUAUUAUCAAAUUUAAUUAGGAAAUGAAAAUAUCCAGGUAAAAUAAAAUUUAUAAAAAGGUUAGUUCCAAUCCUUGAUUCUGAUUGGUCAAUAGGUGUGCUUUAUUCACGAUAAAACAUGGCUAAAGGGGAUCGCACAGCAGCCGCGCAGCUCAGCGUCGCGCCGCGUCCAGUCGCGUCUAGGACAACUAAAUAGCGCGAGCUUCGUCAGAUUGCAUCUACUUCAAAAUGCAAAAUAUAUGUUAGCAGCCAAUGUUAAUCGUUAAUGAUUUGGGACAAAUAUGAUGUUAUUUAAUGUUAAACUAUGUGAUUGGCGCUGUGUGGCACAACAGGGAUUUGAGCAACUUCUUGAGUCACAGCUGGGCGGCGCGGACAGGCGCCACUUGGCAGUGCCGGUGUGCAUAUACUCAUAGAAAACAAUGUGUUCUAUUUUUUUAGAAUGGUGCGGCGCUGAGCGGCGCGGCUGGUGUGCGAUCCCCUUAUGACCGCUUCACCCAACGGUUGUGUUUAUUACUGCGCCCUUAGCAACACCCUUAGCAACCACACGUAUCGGUUUGUUGUUUUUAUUUGAGCUUUCAUUGGAACACAUUUUUGUUUAUGGUCAGGGACUACUGUAUUUUUUAUAGCGGAAGGAAUGCUUUUUAUUGAUUUAACUUCAUGAAAGUUGCACUAAUAUUUUUUUUUAUUAAAAAAUAUUUAAGCAAUAAGGUUCUUGAGGCAAGUGCUGUAUCGUGAAUAAGUAACGGCUGAAGGGGUUACAUAUUCCAGACUUUUUAAGAACCCUCUCUUCCCUUGGGGCCCUGGUAAUCAGUACUGUUUUUACCCCUAGUCCGAUGCCCCUGACUGUGGCACAACUAUUUCAUAAACAUAAAAAUUCACUUUUGUUUAUGAAUACAUUUUAAUACUGUAAAUGUUGAAGUACAAUUAAUUGCUUUGCACUGAUGUUUCCUCAUUUAUAAGAUGUGAUAAAAGCAACUCCGAAAUAAUAAAGUUGAGAACGUUUAUGUACUUCUCAUUAACAAAACAUAAUAAAAAUCUGUAAUUUGAAGAACAAAAUGUGUUGAAAUAUCAAUUCAUGAAGUCAUCUAAAUUGGUCUAAAUUAACUGACAGCAAAAAAUAUGCCACCGUUAAAUUCUAGGCCUACAUAUUUUACAUAAAAUAUGCUUUUCAAACAAUUGCAUAAGAACAUCAUCUUGGAUCAAUGCUUACCAAUUUUCAGUAGCCUACCGUAAAACGUUUUAGUCAUUCAAAACCUAGGCGUGUAUUUUCUUAUUUUCAGCCACUAGGUGUCAUUAUUGCCUCAUUUUAUUGAAUUACUGAUGGUGUCUAAGCCGUCAAUUUCUCUGGAAAUGUGCAAAUGAAGACUGAUGACUGCUACUUGCU